Molecule: messenger RNA, 1814 nt
Organism: Sander lucioperca (pikeperch)
Lineage: Eukaryota; Metazoa; Chordata; Actinopteri; Perciformes; Percidae
Product: bifunctional apoptosis regulator
Exons: 9
Coding region: 275-1636 (453 amino acids)
Biological process (GO): proteasome-mediated ubiquitin-dependent protein catabolic process
Cellular component (GO): nucleus
Molecular function (GO): protein binding; ubiquitin protein ligase activity
Source: RefSeq, a predicted model, not a curated record
AUGAAGAGUGUAAUCAGGUACCCGCAUGCUGACACGCUGACGUGCGUGUGGAUGUGUACGUGGGGCUUUCCACAGCAGCUCGGAGUACGUACUCGGAGCCAUGGCGACAGCAGUUGAGGCAGAAAUAUUUAUCUCCGUCGUGGACGGUUUGAUUCAGGUUUAACUUACGAUAAGCAUACGUAAGUUAUUUUAACCAGAUAGUUAUUAUGUCAAACUCCAGCUGGUCACCACUCAAAGGCCAUUCCUGAGACGAGACUUGGAUAUAUUGCACCAGAUGGAGUGGGAGUCAUCAGAUGACGGUCUGGGAGCAUUAAUGGACAACCCCCCUCACUUUUCGGAAUCUCCUCAGUCGAAUCCCUCCACCACCAUCCUCUCAGAACAUGAAGUCUCAUGCCACUGUUGCUACGACAUCUUAGUGAACCCCACCACCUUGACCUGCGGCCAUAACUUUUGCCGACACUGUCUGGCUCUGUGGUGGGAGUCCUCUCACAAGAAUGAGUGUCCAGAGUGCCGGGAGAAGUGGGAAGGCUUUCCUAAAAUCAACAUACUGCUGAGGGAUGCAACUGACAAGCUGUUCAGUGAGGUCGUUGAGCGGAGAAGAGCAGAGAUCCAGAAUAACCCCAAAAUCUCCCGGAGUUUGCUAGCCUUUCAGAGGUAUGGUGACAACUUGGGAAGAUCCAAGACAAACCAGCACAAAGGAGCAGGCUUCUUCUUCUCUGGAGUCCUGACUGCACUCACAUGUGUGGCUGUGAUGGUGCUGGUGUAUCACUGGAGCAGUGGUGUGGUGGAACAGCAUCACCUGCUGAUAAGUAAACCCGUGUCUCACUGGACGACGGAGGAAGUUGUGUCCUGGCUGGAAAACUUGGGGCCCUGGGCCCAGCUUUACAGGGAACCCUUCCAGCAGGAGAACGUCAAUGGGAGGCUACUUUUGAUGCUGGGGGAGGAAGAGUUGUUAAAACCUCCUUACAGCAUCGAAAACCAGGCUCACCGACGGGCUGUUUUGGCAGAACUGGACAGAGUUAAAGCCCUUGGAGUCAAACCUCCGCAGAACCUUUGGGAAUACAAGGCUACUAAUGCAGGGAAGUCACUGUUCUUGCUGUAUGCACUGAAGCGCUCCCCUCGUCUCACAAUCUUCUAUUUGUAUUUGUUCGACUACUCUGAAACCUUCCUGCCCUUCCUGCACACCUGCUGUCCGGCAAUCACACACAUUGGACACUCAGUGGAGAGCAGCUUCCUCAACACACAGUUGGAGCCUAGUUGGCGACAGUGGGCAGAGUUUCUUGUAAAGUACCUUCUACUUCCAUACCAGCUGAUAGCAGAGUUUGCUUGGGACUGGCUGGCCGUCCACUACUGGACAUCACGCUUCAUUAUUGUUAACGCCAUGCUGCUGUCUGUGCUGGAGUGCUGCGCCCUGUGGAGACUCUGGACAAGAGUCAGAAUCAGGUCUCUGCCGCGCAGGAUGUGGGACCACAUGUGGAAGAUGUUAUCUCAGGGGUUUGCUUUCGCCCUCCUGUGGCCUUUUGUCCCUCAGUUUGUGUGCAACUGCCUCUUCUACUGGGCUCUCUACUUCAGUCCCAUCAUUAAUAUAGACCUGGUGGUGCAGCACCUAAUGCACCCAGAAACACAGGCACUGUAACAAACUGCAUGCAGUCAUUGCCCAAUUAAUGCCGUACAGCAGAGAUCUUCAACAGGGGGUCCAGGGCCCCUAGGGGGGGGGUCCUCAGAGUUACUGCAGAGUGGCCACCAAAUUAUUGUUAAUAUUUUGAAAGUCUUUUCAAAAAUGAAAAAUGUCUUAACACGAGUCCAACAUAUUA